This is a messenger RNA of Colletotrichum costaricense, 738 nucleotides long. RefSeq lists its product as uncharacterized. Lineage: Eukaryota; Fungi; Ascomycota; Sordariomycetes; Glomerellales; Glomerellaceae. The coding region runs from base 1 to 738 and encodes 245 amino acids. The transcript has a single exon. Gene Ontology annotation, molecular function: peroxidase activity. The record is from RefSeq and is a predicted model, not a curated record.
AUGCGUCAUCAGACCUUUUCAUAUGUGGCUCUAGCCUUAUUAGCCGCCAUUGCAAACGCGCAGUUCGAGCACGCAGAGCACCCAUACAUAGCCCCAGCCUCAACCGACCGCCGCUCACCAUGCCCAGCCCUUAAUAUCCUCGCCAAUCACGGCUACAUCAACCGCGACGGCGCCUUCAUCUCAAGUGAAAGUGCCACGGUAGCUCAGAUGCAAGCCUUCAACUUCUCCCGCGCUGUGUCUGCAGGCCCCGUCCCUGCGGCGCUGAAAUACUCCGCCACGGGUGUGAACGGGACUUUCCACCUCGACGACCUGGCGCAAAAGCCACUGGAUCACGACGGAAGCUUGAGUCGCGGAGACCUAGCGCUGGGUGAUAACCUGCGAUUCAAUAGGACGAUUUGGGAUUCUUUCGUGGCUAGACUACCUGACGAGUUCGUUACUUGGAAGCAAGCUGCUGAGGCUGGUGCUGCGAGACUCGAGGAUGCGAGGAAGGAGAAUCCCGAGUUUGUGCUUGAUGCCGCUGGUGUCGCGGCUACAGUUGAGCAGAUGAGUGGUCUUCUUGCCGCGCUUGGAGGAAGUGUCGAGGAUGGAAAGGCGAGAAGGGAUUGGAUCAAUGCUAGUUUCGUGGAGGAAAGGCUGCCGUGGUCGCUUGGCUGGAGGACGAGUGAGACGGUGCUUGAGGGGGCGGCCUUUGGCCCGAUGGCGAAGGCCUUAAGGGAGUAUGCGCCAGGUGGGGUUUGA